Oryzias melastigma (Indian medaka) is the source of this 916-nucleotide messenger RNA. Its product is annotated as CYTL1 domain-containing protein. The coding region runs from base 182 to 565 and encodes 127 amino acids. Gene Ontology annotation, biological process: positive regulation of transcription by RNA polymerase II. The transcript has 4 exons. The record is from RefSeq and is a predicted model, not a curated record. Lineage: Eukaryota; Metazoa; Chordata; Actinopteri; Beloniformes; Adrianichthyidae.
UCGUCCUCCACAUUGGACCUCUGGGCGCCACAUUUGCAUAGUUUCAUGAUUGUUUUCUGGCACAAACAAGGAGGGGUGUGUUCAGAUGGUCCUCCUGUGGACGUGGCUGCAGGAGUGAGGUGGUCGGACGAACGAACAAAAGCUCAGUUGCGCCGACUGAGACGGACGACAGACGAUCAAGAUGCUCAAGCUUGUGUUCCUGGUUUCUUGCCUGGUGCCUCUGGCCCUGUGCUACCCUUACUACCCAUCGACAUGCUAUAGCAAGGUCCUGGUCAAGGCGCAGGAGGUCAACCACUUGGCUGCAUACGUCAAGAGCGCACCUGCAGUUAGCACUUGCGUGGCUCACCUACCAGCUUUCCACGUUGAUGUCCACAACGGUUGUGUGAUGUACAAAAUGAGACGCUACAUCUCCCUGGUGGACGGCCUCAGACACCACGGCUGCGCCUACAACGCAGAACUCAGAAGGCUUGGCUCCAAUCUGAAGCAGCUCCACCUCAUCCUGCGAGACAGAUGCCACGGGGAUCUGGCAUAUACAGGCUACGACUGCGCCGCCUUGGAACACUAACACUCCAGAUGCUGAAAUUGCAACAUCAUGGCCGUCUCAAGUGAAAUGUUAAAGAAGUCAUCUCGAGCUUUGUAAAGCAGCUCAUGUGAAAAGAAAGCACGAGGCGAGCCAUGCUUUUGUCCUUUAUUCUUUCAAUCUGCUACAGUUACAGUAACACAGUUAACUGAUGACUUUAAAAUCCCUUUUUUUGCUCCUUUCCACCAAUAACAAAACUGAACUGAAUUUCUAUAAUUUAUGCCAGUUUUCUAUGAUAUAUAUUCUGUUUUCAUACUUUAUCCUUUGAUGAUCGUGUGAUCAUUUUUCUGUCACUUCCUGUAUCUUUUACCUACAAUAAAAAACAUCUUGCAUAAA